CGUUCCCACUCCCCAUCCCAACUCUCCCAAAUCAAAACCCAGAAAGAACGAACAAAGGGGAAACGACAAGCCCAAGACAAAGGGUAAAGGAACCUUCAACUUCGGUAUUUCGAAUUGCUGCCCACUCAAGAAUCUGGCAAUCCAGUUCGUUGUGGGGCCCUUCAGCUGACUUGUAAGCAAGGGCCAUUUCCUACUGCACAUUCCCUCAGCAGAAGCAGGGCAGGGAAGAGAAGUGAACCACCUCUUGUUAAUUUUUAGGCAUAUGGAUCGAGUGCACGGGAAGGAUUUGGUGGACGAUAAAAUAGGCGAGUAUGUGCACAUAAGAGAUCCCGAGGACCCUGAACUGGAAAUAUUCGACAAGCCCCUUCCUUUUUGUGGCUGUGGAAUCGGAUGGUUUUCUUUCUUGCUUGGAUUUGUCUUCCCAUUGCUGUGGUACGCAUCAACAAUCCUCUACUUUGGGAGCUACUAUCACAAGGAUCCAAGGGAGAGAUCAGGUCUCGCUGCAUGCGCAAUAGCUGUCAGUAUUUCUACUCUCUCAUUUUUCGCGUUCCCAAAGUCGAGAGAAGAGAAUACCAAGGAUUAUUUUCUUACAUAAUAGGACUUCUGAUCCUCAAGUGUACCCAUUGUUGCAGGCUCUGGUAUGCACGAUAGCAGUGGCGAUAGCUUUACUAGUUAUUUUGUUGUGAAUCAAUGCUGGUAAAGAUCAAACCUUUCUCUCUGCAUUCACCUACUGGAAUACAAUGAUGGUGACUGAAAAUGUGUUAGGUAGCUGUUGAUGGGAUUUAGAAUAGGACUGCUGGCUCCAUCCUACGUAUCAAGUUUACUGUACAUAACCUUGGAGGUUAUAGGGUUGGUGGAUGAUUGUUUAGCUGUUACUUACCCAUGUGAGGGAUUAAUUGACAGUCUGUUCGUUCUGUGUUUAACUGCAUGCUAUUGUCGUUUCACCUGACGCUAAUCUCGUGUAGUUUCUUCGGCAGUAAUGUUUAAACCGAAUGUCUUGCUGUUGUGAAGUAUUGUAAUAACUUCCCUUCUUCCUGUAGUUUUGUGGGUGAAAUGAGGAAAGCUGGCUGUUAGUAAUAGAGAAGGGAAUUAAUAUUUGUGAAGAUUUAUAUAUUUAACAGCUUGUUAGAUAACACAGAUUGAUCUUUCUUCUCAA
Molecule: messenger RNA, 1156 nt
Organism: Linum tenue
Lineage: Eukaryota; Viridiplantae; Streptophyta; Magnoliopsida; Malpighiales; Linaceae
Source: the annotation of a GenBank genome assembly